Molecule: messenger RNA, 1048 nt
Organism: Ananas comosus (pineapple)
Lineage: Eukaryota; Viridiplantae; Streptophyta; Magnoliopsida; Poales; Bromeliaceae
Product: glutathione S-transferase U18-like
Exons: 2
Coding region: 91-786 (231 amino acids)
Biological process (GO): glutathione metabolic process
Cellular component (GO): cytoplasm
Molecular function (GO): glutathione transferase activity
Source: RefSeq, a predicted model, not a curated record
GCACUCAACAAAGCCACAUCCAAAUUUAGCACUUCUUAAAAAAAAAAACCCAUCUUUUCCCUAACUUUUUUGGAAUCAUUUUGUAGAAAAAUGGCAAAGGAAGUGAAGCUCCUUGGACAAUGGGUGAGCCCCUACGUACUUAGAGUACAAAUUGCUUUGGAACUCAAGGGGGUGAGCUACGAGUAUCUGGAGCAACAAUUUGGGGAAAACAAGAGUGAGCUCCUCCUCAAAUCCAACCCCGUGUACAAGAAGGUGCCAGUUUUGAUCCACAAGGAUCGGCCCAUUUGCGAGUCCGCGAUCAUCCUCCAAUACAUCGACGAAGUUUGGGGUGCCGGUGGACCUGCUGUUCUCCCCUCUGAUCCCUACGAGCGGGCGAUCGCGUGCUUUUGGGUCAGUUACAUUGAUGAUAAGUUUGGCCCAAGUUUAGUUGGACUUAUAAGAGGUAAAACAGACGAGGAGAACGCGGCUGCAGCAGAACAAGCCAUUUUAGGACUCGAGCUUUUAGAGGAAGCUUACGAGAAGAGCUCCAGAGGGAAGCGCUUUUUCGGCGGCGACGAUGUGGGCUACCUCGACAUCGUUCUCGGGAGUUCCUUGCGCUGGAUCGAGGUGAUCGAGAUCAUGCGCGGCAUCAAACUCCUCGACAACGCGAAGUUUCCGCUCUUGAUGGCGUGGGCGGAGCGCUUUCGCGCUGCAGCGGUGGUGAAGAAGCUGAUGCCGGAAGCCGGGAAGCUGAUGGAGUAUGCAAAAGAAGUUCAGGCCAGGAUGAAUGCUGCCGCGGCUAACUGAUUUGCAUUCGCAAGUUUGGUAGUACGUAGGAGGGGAAGUGGCGGUGGCAGGGGAGAGUGUGGUAUAUGGUUUGAGAAAUUGAAUAAACUUUUUUAGUGAUCAGUUUGAUGAUCGCGUUUCGUUGUAAUAAAGAUAGAUUAUUGUUUCCAUGGCAUGUGUGUUAAUUAAUUGUCGUAGCGUGCGUUUGUGUAAUCUUCUUAUCUUUUGACGUGUGUUUGUGUGAUUGUAUUUUAGAUUAAUUUCAUACAGAUUUCUUUAAACA